Molecule: messenger RNA, 213 nt
Organism: Rhizophagus irregularis DAOM 181602=DAOM 197198
Lineage: Eukaryota; Fungi; Glomeromycota; Glomeromycetes; Glomerales; Glomeraceae
Source: RefSeq, a predicted model, not a curated record
AUGAAAAACUUUUUGAAACAGAAAUUGGAUAUGACGUUAUUAUCCAUGCUGGAGAGGGACAAAAUAGAAAAGAAAUUCAUGCUCAUUCAAAUAUUUUGUGUAUUAGGUCUCAAUAUUUCCGUUCUGCAUUUUCUAAUGAAUGGGCUGAGAAAAGAGAUGGAAAAUUUAUUUUUAAAAAACCAAAUAUUUCACCCCAAUUAUUUAAUAUUAUUC